This is a messenger RNA of Durusdinium trenchii, 342 nucleotides long. The record is from the annotation of a GenBank genome assembly. NCBI's taxonomy places the organism in Eukaryota, Dinophyceae, Suessiales, Symbiodiniaceae.
AUGAAGUUCCUUCCAAGUAUGAAGACCAGGGCUGACUACCAGUGCACGUCCCGACCCACCGAAGCUGAGAGUUUGGAGAACAAUGUGAGGACAUUCGCACCUCCACAGCCGAAUGAUCUUCCUUCGCAGUUUUCGGGGGGGGGGGGCAAUUUGCAUGAUGUAUUUGCCGAUUUGGUCGGACUUUUCCUCCUUUGGCUCCAGUUUUACGUCUUCAUGGAGGUGCUCCUGCGCCGUCGCGCUCUUUGCGCGGCCCUGGUCUUAGUGCUGCGGCUGGGCGGCUUCCAUUCUGGCUUUGCCGUUGGCUCGACCUACAAGAUCACCUUUUUGCAAGAAGGCGAUUGA